Molecule: messenger RNA, 2742 nt
Organism: Metschnikowia bicuspidata var. bicuspidata NRRL YB-4993
Lineage: Eukaryota; Fungi; Ascomycota; Pichiomycetes; Serinales; Metschnikowiaceae
Exons: 1
Coding region: 1-2742 (913 amino acids)
Molecular function (GO): guanyl-nucleotide exchange factor activity
Source: RefSeq, a predicted model, not a curated record
AUGACCAGGCUUGGCGACUACGCGGCUCAGUGCCCGGUCCCGGGCAACUUCGGGACCCCCCGCCCCGGGCCGCCCCGAAACCCGUCCGCCAAAAACGGCGCCGUGGUGGUGAAACUCGAUUCCGGCGAGAGGGUCCAGCUUUUGGCCCCCGACAAGCCGCCGCUGCGCCGCCCGCCGCCGGCAAGUCUGCGCGAGCCAUCGCGCCGGCUGGUCCGGACUAUCCCGGGGGGACUGGCGCUUUUUGCCCUGGGUCUGGCCGCAGAAGGCAGCGCACAGACGCUCUACCUGGGGCGCCUGUACACGCCUGGCGACGGGCGCCAGCUCCGGCGCGUGGGGCGGCACGAGGAGCGGGGCCAAGAGCGGGACCAAGAGCGGGGCCAAGAGGGGGGCACGCGCCGCUUGGCGUCGUUGGCGUCGUUGGCGUCGUUGGCCUCCUUGGGCCUGUAUGUGGCGCCGUAUGUGGCGGGCUCUUUUCGGACCGAGCCGCUGGUUUCGGGAGCGGCCGGCGAGCCGCAACAGGGGGCUGCCGGCGGGCGCGACACCGGCGCUGCUGGUGCCCGGGGCGCGGUUUCGGGGAGCGCCGAGACGGAAACCACUGCGAUCCAGAGCGGGGCUUCUGCCGGCGCAGGCUCGGGAGGGAGAGCUUCGGGCGGCGAGGGUCCUGGGUGGCUCCGCGCCAACACGCCCCGUUCGGGGUGGUUUCGGGCCGCCCUGCCGGCCCCCAUGGCUCCGCCUCCUGCCGUGCCCGUCCCGGCGGUUCCGCCGUCUCGGCAGGCUCGUUCUGAAGCGCCGCACUCGAGUGCUCGGUCUGGUGCACCUGUAUCGGACACCCCGCCGUUGGGGCUUGCUCAGUCUGGAAGAAACCACUUGGGCGCGGCCCGGUCGGGGAGACCGCAGCUGGCCGCAAGGUUGACCGGCACUGCCCAGGCUGGCGCACCCGGUGCUGAUCCACCCGGUGCUUAUCCACCCAAGGCUGAUCCCCCCGGUGCUGAUCUAACCGAGGCUGAUUUACCCGAGGUUGAUCCACCUGGUGCUUAUCUACCCAAGGCUGAUCCACCUGGUGCUUAUCUACCCGGUGUUUAUCUACCCGAGUCAGAUCCAGAGCUACCCCAGUCCAAUCUACCCCAGCACAGUCUUCCCGAGCCCGGUGCAUGCCCCUUCGAAAGCCCCCCCUCAGAUAUGCCCCUGUCGCAUAAUGCUGGCUCCAGAAGGCAGCCUCCCCCAUCGAACCACCCCAGCAGCGCCGCGUCCAGCGCCUCUCGCCCACAUACCCCUCCCUCUGGCUCGUCUCCCCCCGGCACACCCAACACGGGUACAGACGCUCGCCACAUCCAUGGUCGACUAGCCGGCGACGGAGCCCUCGAAAACAGCCUGCCCGGCAACAGUGCUCAUCUGCCUCCGCUCCAAGACACGCCCCACUUGGGCCCCUCGGCCUCCGACGCGGAAUUGGCCAGGUCCAGCGGCGAGAGCAGCAGCAGCCCGUGGCUCGCGUCGCCGCAGGCCAUGGUGUCGUUUUCGCCCGAGGACAUUGCCCAGGCACAGGUGCGCUUGCAAAUCAGCUUCACCGUCAACGAAAUCAUCCAGAGCGAGUACGCGUACGUCAAGAGCUUGCUGCUCUUGGGCAACUUCUUCGUGGAGCCGUUGCUAGUCAAGUGCACGGGGCUCCGUCUCACGUGCACGCCGUUGCUCAACAUGGACUGCGUGGUCAAGACCCUCCGUGCCAAACACGAGCGGUUCUUGGCCCGUGUGUCGCUGGAAAAAAGCAUUGCCCGCCUAGCCCGCGAAAUGGCCCGCGUGAUCGUGGAGCCCUCCUACGGCAAGUAUGCGGCAUGCGCCGAGCUCGUUCUCUAUUUGGUCAGUCGCCAGGUCCCGCCGUUCGAGCUGUCGUACGUGUGUGACCUCCAGACUUUCUUGGAAACCAACCAGCCGGGCGAGCGGCGCAUGGACUUGUCGCUCUCGCUGCUCCUCCAGAAGCCCAUGUGCCGCAUCACCAAGUACCGGCUUUUCCUCGGCCUGCUAGCCAAGUUGAGCCCGGACAACAGCCUGGUGCUCGGGUCCAUGUCCCGCAUCAACGACAAGUUGGUCCAGAUCAACGACGACAUCACCACCAACAAGCAGCGCCAGACCGUGCUAGAAAACAUCGCUGGCUGCAUCAAUCUCUCGGAGACCGCGGUGCCCGUAUACCAGUUUUUCGGACUCAUCAACCUUUUGGGCCACAGCAACGUCAUCUGGCUCACUUACAACCGCAGCGGCCCGCUGGGCCACGUGUGGCGCGAGUGCCGCGUGUUGCUCCACGAUAACCAUAUUGUGUUUACAGAAUUCCGCUCCAACAGGCUCUUGUUCAUAUUGAGUUUUGCCAACUGCCAGUUUGUGGCAAACCUCACUGACAGUGCGGGUGGCUUGUACAGCGACAACGCGUUGUCGGCCAAGAUCAUCUUUGAAAAGAGCAGCUGCCAAUACGAGCUCAUGCUUGUCAGCAGCACGGCCGAUGCACACGAGGCCCUUUUGCACGCGUGUGAAAACAUUCCUCGAAACGUUCUACAGUAUACUUCGACCAGUGAGGCAGACUGCUUCAUUGGCCCGCCAAUGGCGCAGUUUGAUAUCGAUCCCAACAACGCCGAGGCACUCCACGCCCAAAGCCACUCGUGCUACUUUCGUCAAUUGUACCACGUUACGGAGAGAACUUCGGAAUCACGGUUGCAGACUAUGCGCACAAUACUCCGUCGUGGUUUCGGCUGGUGA